Molecule: messenger RNA, 600 nt
Organism: Microsporum canis CBS 113480
Lineage: Eukaryota; Fungi; Ascomycota; Eurotiomycetes; Onygenales; Arthrodermataceae
Exons: 3
Coding region: 1-600 (199 amino acids)
Source: RefSeq, a predicted model, not a curated record
AUGUUCUUCCCAUCUGCCCUUCUCGCCGCUGCUGCUAUUGCUCGCGUGGCCUCUGCACAGGCCGUCGACCCAGAUAGUGUCGAUGAAGCUACCAGAGAACAGUGGUGUCUGGCCCAGCAGACUUCUUGUCCUCUGAUCUGUCUCCAGCUUCCGGGAACCACCGAGACUCCUGCAGCAAACGACUGUGACCCGUCCAACCUAACCUUUGACUGCACCUGCAGCAACGGCAAGAUGCCCAACGCAACCGAGUACUCACAGACCAUCCCAUACUUCAUCUGCACAGAGUCCAACAACAUAUGUGUCAAGAACUGUAACGGUAACCAUGCUUGCCAGUCUGCCUGCCGUGAAGACCACCCAUGCGGUGCCCAGAACCCUGGUCGUCCCAACACUACCGCAACACCUACCACGACAGCCUCCCAGACAUCCAGCACCUCUGCCUCUAGCGGUGCCGUCUACACCGGGUUCGGGGAUGGAUCAACCUCUUCCGACACACCAAAGAAGGGCAUGGCUGGCCAUCAGGCCCUCCUCAACGCUGGUCAGCUGUAUGGUAUGGCCGUCGUGGCUACUAGCUUCCUUGCAGGUUUUGCUGUUCUUUUAUAA